Molecule: messenger RNA, 4699 nt
Organism: Ostrea edulis (European flat oyster)
Lineage: Eukaryota; Metazoa; Mollusca; Bivalvia; Ostreida; Ostreidae
Product: rho guanine nucleotide exchange factor 39-like
Exons: 14
Coding region: 283-2034 (583 amino acids)
Cellular component (GO): cytoplasm
Molecular function (GO): guanyl-nucleotide exchange factor activity
Source: RefSeq, a predicted model, not a curated record
UGUUCCCCCUCUCAAAAAAGGAUACAAACAACCUGUACAAAUGUUGUAUUCUCUCAUAUUCAUUGAAAGUGACAUUUCAUUUUUUUUUUUUACAACACAAACAAGAGGAUGAGGCAAAAAUGUGAAAAGUUGAUGACUGUGCCAAUGACAACAACAGGACAACAGAUGCUAGACAAAUUUUGAUCAGAAAAGCUGACUUGAGCCUUUGCCUCAGAUCUUGUCUCCUAUGAUAUCCAAUAUCUAAUGAGGAGAAACUGAGCUCUGGUGCAAACAACUGUCAUUAUGCUGUCAACUCGAAGUCGAUUCAGGGUUCUUAGUGAAAUAGCAGAGGAGGAGCUGGCAGAGCUAUCUCAAUACAGCAAUGGUGAUCAAGAGGCUGAACGAGCUCAAACAGCAGUGCGCCGUGAUCGAAGACGAGCCAAAAUUACUCAGGAAUUGUUUGAGACCGAGAAAACUUACCUCAACCACCUAGAACUCAUAAACAAACAUUUUGACUUUCCGUUGCGGUUUAAUUGUCUGAUUCCUGAGAAUGUUCACAGUCAGAUCUUCAGUAAUGCUGAGCAAAUCAUGGAGGUGAACAAGACACUGCUGGAGUACAUGGAGCAGACCUCUGUGGGUGAAGCCUUUCAGUAUCUGGCACCUUUCCUGAAACUCUACUCAUCCUAUGCCAACAACCACGAAAAUGCAAUUACUCUAAUGCAGGAAUGGAGACAAAAAAGUGCAGGCUUCAAUGAAUUUAUACAGAACCAGGAGGAGAAACCAGAUAUGAUGGGGUUAAAGGUCAAUGCAUUACUUAUAACCCCAGUACAGAGAGUUCCGAGAUACAAGUUAUUGCUGGAGGACCUGUUAGGAAACACCACAACAGAUCACCAUGACUACGAGGAAUUGAGGGAGGCUGUUCAGAAAGUCAGUGACAUAGCAACCCACAUAAAUAACCACAUUAAGCAACAUGAGAACUUCCAAAAAAUGCUCAGCAUUCAGAAGUGCUUUGAUAAGUCUGCUCCCAAAAUCCUCACUCCAGGCCGAGAAUUCAUCAAGGAAGGAAUUCUAAAAAAGGUCUCCAAAAGGGGAGGGAAACCCCACGACAGAAUGUUCUUCCUGUUCUCGGACAUCUUGAUUUACGGGAAGCCCAGGCUGCUAGACAGUAUUAACAGUUCCUACACCUGCUGUUGUGUUCUGCCUCUCAAACACUGUGAACUGGAAACCGUGUUCGGGGGCACCAAACGGGGUACGCAGGAAAAGGCGGAGGCAGGAGGCAUGUUUAAGAUUACCUGUAAAGAGGAGAGUUUGCUGCUAUUCUCAAAUGACCCAGACGACAUGAAGAGCUGGAUUACUGCACUGGACUCCACUAUCAGGAAACUGAAUAACAAUCGUUCUACUUUACGAAAACCAAGCAGCAAUAAAGCUCCAAUGAGGGGAAGAUCACUAUGGAAACAAAGAAAACUGGAAAAACAGAGAGAUCAACAGAUUCGUCGAAUUAUCCAUAAAGAUGAAUCUGAGUGUACGAAAUUAUCUCCAUUGAAGCUUAUAUCAGAGAUAGACACUAAUGCAUGUUUAUCUCCAUGGAAACGCCCCAAACUUUGCUCUGCUGAACUUUCCUCUACCCCAGUUUCUCAGACCAGGAGUGGGCGACCUAUCAGACCACUUACAUCAGAAAAUAUUCCACCGGCAAAAAUUAAUGUAGAAAACGACUCUGUGCCUUCGUCGAUAGUUCCUCAUAGGACAGACAGUGAAGAUGAAGAUUCCUUCUUACAGAUUACAAUGGGGGACAUAGGGAAUGCUACAGUUCAUUUGGAUUCUUUCUGUAGGACAGAGAAAAAUGAAAAAGCACCAUCAAGCACUAAGAGGGAGGUGUUAGGCUAUGGCAGUGGAAACUUCACAGGAUCAUCAUUACAUGGCCAUCAGCCCCUGACUAGACAGCCACUAGACAGGUUGUCCAAAAGUGGGAGAACACUCGGAAAGCGAUGUAGAAGUGCUUUAGAGAAUGCCCAGACUCGGAUAAAUGAGACCAAGUCCUAUUGUAAUGUUCAGUGAUAGAAUAUGUGAAGGCUUCAGAGUUUCAGCAGUGUAUGGUGAAUAGGGGAAUGAAAUGCAGCCAAUAUCAAAAGAUACAUUAUAUAGAGAACAACUUUUUGAAAGAGUUGAAUUGAAUAUUAUAAUUAUCAAAUGUCAGAUAAAAUGGUAUGUAUGGUAGUAUUAUUGUGAUUGAAAUGUAAAGAAAAAUAUCUUGUUCGAACAUUUUCCAAGUUUAGUAAAUCAAAAUUAAGAUCACUUUAUAACCAUGAUGACAUACAGGAUUUCAUGUUGUUUAUAUUUACGCUUAACAAUGUAAUAUUUGCUUCUUGAAUAUAAUAGUCAAUUGUGAGAAAGAAAAUCAUUGAUAUGUUAGUCAGAGCCUUGCGUUAAUUUAAUAUGUCAUGUUAGAAUUCAAGUUUCUGUUUCAUAAAGGAAAGAUUGGAUUCCCACUCUCUGUUUCCUGUUCAAGUGCAUGUAUACACAAGGCUGUAAAGACGGAACGUAUUAUGGUACAGCAUUGUCUGUACGUCCAUCCGUCUCUCCAUCCAUCCAUUUAGGGUUUUCUGUUUCUAUUUCCAUUUCACAUAUCAAGCUGAAACUUGCUUUGUAGCUUCUUUGUGGGUCACUCUAGAUCAUAUUGCAAUUUUGAUCCAUUUCGACCUUUCUCGCAGGAGUUUUGCCCCUUUAUUAAUGUUAUAAUGUAUAUGAUUUGUCAGUGAACUCCUCCCACAAUUUUCAAGUGAGGACCAUCUUCUUUUACAGAGAGUUUGUAUGGAUAAAGAAGAUGUGCAUGUGGCAAGGAUUUUUAUUUUCUUAAAUGUUUGAGAAAGUAACAGGUUGUUGAACUUGUCAGUUUUGAGAAAUUAUUACAUAGAGAGUACAUGAUUUGUCUGUCCAACCUCUCUCACAGUUUUCAAGUGAGGACUUCUUAUUUUACAGAGUAUUUGUAUGGUUAAUGAUACUAAUGAAUAUGUGCAUGUGGCAAGGAUUUUGAUUUUCUUAAAUUUUUGAGAAAAUUACAGAUUGUUGUACUUAGUAAAUUUUGAGGAAAUAAAUGUCCUUUUAACUCUUCUCACAGUUUUAAAAGCUAGGACCUUUUUAAACAAAUCAAAGAUAUGCAUAGUGCAAGUAUUUUAAUUUUCAACAAUUUGAAAAUUUCUUUGAUGUUGAAAAUAUUACAGGAUGUCAAAGUUGGGGAAAUAUUUUACACACAGAAUUAAGCUAGGACCUUUUAUUUUAUAUAUGAUGCAAAGAAAGUAUGUCACAGCCUGAUGAUGGCUGAUACUACCUUAAGCAAAGUUCUACAAAUCAUGGCUUAAGAAAAACACACCACAUAUGCUUGUGACGAGCGUAUUAUGCACCGUUUCUGAUACUCAUGUUUAGCAUGUUAACAAUGAAUUUUAACACAAUAUGGAAGUAAUCGUUCUGUACGAUACAUGUACCAGUAAUCAAUACAUUUAAAUUCCUUUGGCACAAAUCUGCAAAAUAUGUGUCAAAAAUAUUUGAUUCCUGUGCAAUAUACAUGUAUUUGGACAAAUAUAAAUUUGUACAUUUUAGAACAGAAAGUUUAAUAUAAUAUUUAAUUAUUUGAUCAAAUUUGAAAUUUUUUUAAGUCUUCAUAUUGCUGUUGUUUGUGGAGAAACCAAUGAAUCAUUUUUGUAUCAUCAAGGUGGUUAUGUGUGCAGACAAGACAUUUGUGUGUGGCCAAGAUUGCAUGAAAACUAAAUCAUGGAUUUCAUUCAGAUUUAUACAGAAAAGAUGAGUUUUAUAACUAGCGAGGGGGAAUUAUCUGUGGACAAGACUGUAAUGCAGAUAGAUAACAUAAGGCAAUAUUCGUGUUAACAUGGUUACGUUUGGGGAGCCUUGACAACAAUUCCCAGUUUCUGUUCUUGUUGUUUUUUGUUUUGUUAUAUUUUGUAUUAAAAAGAAAGAUUAAAUGAAAUCAGGUCAUGUAGAAUAAAAUUUGAUCCAACUGGAAAAGAAUUUUGUAGACAGUAUAUCUUCACAGAUGUAUAUAUUUUCUUGAUGCUGUUUAUAUGAACUUGAAAGUAUUCAUUAAUAAAACAGGUAUGCUAUUGAUUGUGUGUGACCUUAAAUGUUGCUAUUUUUCAUUUCAACGGAGAAAAUGGUUAAGCACUCUUAUUGUCAAAUGCUUGAGAAGUAAGAAACUGCAUUACAAUUUGCUAGCAGAUUUGUUAAAAAACAGCAUUCUGACCAUUCGGAUUAUAGCUCUCACACACAACCCAACUUGAAAUAUUUCGUAUGUGAUAAAAUUUCGUAGAUGACACGUGUGGACAGCAUUUGAAAACUUUGCAGAAAGCACUAAUUUUUGAUGUGAUGGUGGCAGGUUACCGAUGUCCAAACAGAUUCUUUUUUUUUUUUUUUUUUUUUUUACAUGUAUUUUAAUAUCUGUUAUUUAUGAAAGUUUUAAAACUCUUAGUUCUUUAUUGUAUCUUGUAAAGUAUCUUCUUUUAUUCAUUUAUAAACAAUGUCAAUCAAUUUAACAAACUUGUUAUGUGUUUUAACAGAAAUCUUAUUUAAUGUGCAGUCCAACGACAGGGAACGCUUAACCUUGCUACUGUAUUUUGAUAUUAGUUGAUGUAAGCAACUUUCUGAUUCACACCAGACUGAACCACUUGAGAUUUUAUUACUUGUUACUAUUAUGCAUAAAUAUUUACAUUCA